Molecule: messenger RNA, 187 nt
Organism: Sphaeroforma arctica JP610
Lineage: Eukaryota; Ichthyosporea; Ichthyophonida
Exons: 1
Source: RefSeq, a predicted model, not a curated record
AUGUAUAAUCUCAUAGACACUGAUUCUGCGUGCACAUCUGUUGUGCAGGAUUGGCUGGUGCUUAAAGACGCCAAUACGCCUCCGCCGCCUCUUUUAGCAGCAGGAAACGUUAACGUGUUUGACUUGGAGGCCACAUACUUCGCCACGUCUUUUGGCCUGUGGUUAGCCUGUUUGGAGAAAUACGAUG